Molecule: messenger RNA, 2000 nt
Organism: Lycium barbarum (goji berry)
Lineage: Eukaryota; Viridiplantae; Streptophyta; Magnoliopsida; Solanales; Solanaceae
Product: high affinity nitrate transporter 2.4-like
Exons: 3
Coding region: 149-1741 (530 amino acids)
Biological process (GO): cellular response to nitrate; nitrate transmembrane transport
Cellular component (GO): plant-type vacuole membrane; plasma membrane
Molecular function (GO): nitrate transmembrane transporter activity
Source: RefSeq, a predicted model, not a curated record
UUGGGAAUCUCUAAUCACUUGCCUUAAUUACACACAUUGUCAACUCUUUAAUUCCUAUAUAAACCCUCCCUCUUAAAGUAACACACAUCAAAUUUUAAUAUCUUCUUUGCAUAUUGUAAAAUUAAUCAGCUAUUUCCUUGAUCCAAAAAUGGCUGAUAUUGAAGGAGAACCGGGAAGUUCUAUGCAUGGAGUCACCGGAAGAGAGCCCGUUCUUGCUUUCUCGGUGGCUUCUCCGAUGGUGCCAACUGAUACCAUGGCAAAAUUUUCAGUACCGGUUGAUACCGAACACAAAGCCAAACAAUUUAAAUUUUAUUCGUUUUCGAAACCUCAUGGCCUAACAUUUCAACUCUCCUGGAUUUCCUUCUUUACUUGUUUCGUUUCCACAUUUGCUGCUGCACCUUUAGUGCCUAUUAUUCGCGACAACCUUAACUUGACCAAAAUGGACAUUGGUAACGCUGGCGUUGCUUCUGUUUCCGGAAGUAUUUUAUCUAGGCUUGUUAUGGGUGCGGUUUGUGACUUGUUGGGCCCGCGUUACGGGUGCGCAUUUCUGAUCAUGUUUUCAGCCCCAACCGUAUUUUGUAUGUCGUUUGUAUCGUCCGCUGGGGGGUACGUAGCUGUCCGGUUCAUGAUUGGGUUUUCACUCGCGACGUUUGUGUCGUGCCAAUAUUGGAUGAGUACCAUGUUUAAUAGUCAGAUUAUUGGGCUAGUAAAUGGUACUGCUGCUGGAUGGGGAAAUAUGGGUGGUGGUGCGACUCAACUCCUUAUGCCAAUUCUUUAUGAUAUAAUUCGAAGGGUGGGUGCAACUCCUUUCACUGCUUGGAGAAUUGCGUUUUUUAUUCCUGGUUGGCUUCAUGUUAUUAUGGGUAUUUUGGUGUUGACUCUUGGUCAAGAUUUGCCUGAUGGAAACCGUGGUGCUUUACAGAAGAAGGGUGAUGUUGCUAAAGAUAAAUUCGGUAACAUAUUGUGGUAUGCUGCAACAAACUACAGGACAUGGAUCUUUGUCCUUCUCUAUGGAUACUCUAUGGGAGUUGAAUUGUCUACAGACAAUGUGAUUGCCGAGUACUUCUUCGACAGAUUUGAUCUAAAGCUUCACUAUGCGGGAAUCAUCGCAGCCACAUUCGGUAUGGCUAACAUAUUAGCUCGUCCAUUCGGAGGAUUUUCUUCAGAUUACGCAGCCAAAAAAUUUGGCAUGAGAGGGAGACUUUGGGUCCUAUGGAUACUACAAACACUCGGAGGAGUAUUCUGUGUCCUGUUGGGCCGUGCAAAUAAUCUGCCUAUUGCCGUAACAUUCAUGAUCCUUUUCUCAAUUGGAGCCCAAGCUGCUUGUGGUGCAACGUUCGGUAUUAUUCCCUUUAUUUCUCGUCGAUCAUUAGGUAUUAUCUCAGGCAUGACAGGCGCUGGAGGCAACUUUGGUUCUGGAUUGACACAACUAUUGUUUUUCACGAGCUCGAAGUACUCAACAGCAGAGGGGCUAACUUAUAUGGGAAUAAUGAUUAUUGGUUGCACUCUUCCUGUGACUUUGUGUCAUUUCCCACAAUGGGGAAGCAUGUUUUUGCCACCAACAAAAGACCCCGUUAAGGGAAGUGAAGAACAUUAUUAUUCCUCCGAGUAUACGGAAGCUGAGAGACAAAAGGGAAUGCACCAAAACAGCUUGAAGUUCGCCGAGAACUGCCGAUCAGAGCGUGGCAAGCGCGUGGGGUCCGCACCUACACCGCUAAAUUUGACGCCAAAUCGUGUCUGAGUUUUGAUUGAAGGUUCAAUGAGUUGAGUUGUCUCAAUAAGAAAAAUUUGUCCUGGUUUUUCUUUGUUUUUUAAAAAUGAUGUUUCUUGUUGAUCUUUGAAGACAAAUACUUGGAAUGUACUAAGGUGGAUGUUGUUUCUUUUUUAAAUGAAGUAUAUAUAUUACUGAUUGUGUGUGUGUUUCCUGUGGCUUUUUCAAAAGAAUAUUCUAUGGCCAGUGGUUGUUGUUUUUCAGGGAGUAGAUUCAGAUGUGUAUAAUA